Lentinula edodes (shiitake mushroom) is the source of this 1668-nucleotide messenger RNA. Its product is annotated as NADPH oxidase regulator NoxR. Gene Ontology annotation, molecular function: protein binding. The record is from RefSeq and is a predicted model, not a curated record. The coding region runs from base 1 to 1668 and encodes 555 amino acids. Lineage: Eukaryota; Fungi; Basidiomycota; Agaricomycetes; Agaricales; Omphalotaceae. The transcript has 9 exons.
AUGUCUCUCAAAGCUGAACUUGAAACCUGGUCUGCUGCACUCAAGGCAUACGAUGAAGAAGAUUUCGAAAAGUCUCUUGAUCUUUUCUCUCGUAUCGCUGAUUCGUCUAAAAUUUUGACGAAUAUGGGCUUGAUAUACGCGACGCUGGGCGAGCAUGAAGCUGCUGUGGAUAAGUUUAUCGAAGCGACUGGGUUGGAUAGUUUUUUGGCAGUUGCAUAUUUCCAAUGUGGGGUCUCUAAUUUCCUGCUCGCUCGGUACGAUCUGGCGUUGAAAGACUUCGAGGAGGCGCUUCUAUAUUUGAGAGGGAACCAAGCCAUAAAUUACGAACAGCUCGGGCUCAAGUUUAAAUUGUUCUCAGCAGAAGUACUAUUUAACAAAGGGCUGUCUCAAAUUUACUUGGGCAGUGUGGACGCAGGAUUGGCGGACAUGCAGGAGGCAAGGAAAGACAAAGCCACAGACGAACAUAAUGUUAUUGAUGAUGCUAUUGCUGAUCGCGGAGAGGGAUACACGGUGUUCAGUAUUCCUGUUGGUGUCCUCUACCGUCCAUCGGAGAAGAAACUCAAGAAUGCCGUUAGCAAGAACUAUAUGGGCAAAGCUGUUCUGAUUGCUGCUGCGGAUUCUCGAGAUGCUUUCACGGGCUUCACAGGUUCCACCAAUCUGAAGCAGGGUAUAUCUCCUUCUGGCGUGUUCGUUGAGACAGCGCCUGAUCUCACCAGGAGCGCUACUGCCCCUGCACCUUCUUUACCUAGUACGUUCCUCAAACAUACUGAAGUGGGACGAGCUCCUGCCUUGGGCAGAGCAAACACUACGUUAAACGUUCCUUCUAAUGCUCGUGAACGAAUCACUGGUUCAGACUCUUCGCCAGAACCCACCGCUAGCGUUACUAGGAGCAACACUACUAUAUCUCCGAUCAAGCCAAGCGUCAAUGCCACUAUGGGCAUGGGUAUGGGAGGUCCCGUUCGUGGGCUCAGCGUAAGGAAAACGCCGGCAGGCAAUACUGCACCACCCCCGCCACCUCUCAAAGGUCCGUUGAUAAGACGCUCUUACAACCGUCUCACGGAAUUUUAUGACGACUAUCUUGAUAGCUACGGGAAUGACGGACCAUCUCCACCUUUGCCCCUUGCCAGUGCGGGUGCAGCUGCAAAUGGACCUCCCGACCGCAUCGCUGCAUGGGCGCGUUCGAACGCAAACCCCAAUAAUCUUCCUCCAAUUGCAAGAUCAGGUUCUCGAAGUGCACCUGCUAGUAAUUAUGCUCCAAGUUCUUUCGGUGGAGGCAGCGUCAGGAGAAGAGUAACAAGGCGGAACACCGCUCGUACUGCGAAUAGUCGCAUCCAAAGCUCCUAUGAAGAGGAGGAAGAGGGCUAUGCAAGUGGUGAUUAUGACGACGGCCCAUUUGAAUUGGUCAAGAUUCGUGUGAAGCUACACUACAAAGACGACGUACGUGGUAUGGCACUGACACCCGACACUUCGUUUGAGGACUUUAUGGACAAAAUCACCAGCAAAUUCGGCAAGGGCUUUGGUGGGCUCGGACUGAAGUUCAAAGAUGAGGAUGGUGGUAAGGUCACGUUGCAGGACGAGUCUGACUAUGACCUUGCCAUUGAGACUGCACGCGAAAGCUCGAAGGGAAAGCCAGAAGGGAAAUUAGAAAUCUGGUGUGAGGAUAACUAA